Messenger RNA from Kickxella alabastrina, 1569 nucleotides. RefSeq lists its product as uncharacterized. The transcript is spliced from 6 exons. The coding region runs from base 1 to 1569 and encodes 522 amino acids. The record is from RefSeq and is a predicted model, not a curated record. NCBI's taxonomy places the organism in Eukaryota, Fungi, Kickxellomycota, Kickxellomycetes, Kickxellales, Kickxellaceae.
AUGUGCUCGUUAGGCAUGUCAGCCAUGAGUUCGGGAUACAGCAGCUCACAGUCGUACAAUAGCCGGUCAACAGUUCUCGAGAAAACCACCAGCCAUUUCAACAUCCAGCGCCAAACACUUAAUCUUAUUCGGGACAAGCUGAUACACGACGACGGCAGCUCUGAGGUGGCCAGCAAGCUGGGAAUGGUUAAGCGGUUUUCCGAAGUGCUCAAGAUGAUGAGUAGCACGGAUUUUAGCGACUUACCGUUGGAAAAGCCCAAUAAUAAGCCGUUUUUUGUGAAUCACAAAGGUAAUCACAUUGAAUGCUUUCACAAGCUGUGGUUUGUCAUGAAACAGUCCUUGAGCAAAUUCGACCACUUUGUCGACGCCGUCAAAACACCCCGUGGCAGCAAGCAGGCUGCUACGGUCGAACGAGCAGAUGGCCUCACACCCACUGCGGUCAGCAUCGGCGACAUAAUCAAAAAAGAGGUGGGCCUCCAAGGCCGCGCCUCAUACGUGGUCAGAACUAAAUUCGGCGAAAAUGAAGCUGUGCUCAAGCUGUCGUGGACACACGUCGAUCGCCACCCUGAGGGUGGCGUCGACAUUUUGAGAUACUGGCUCGAGUACCUAAUCAUGGAGGACUGCGUCCAGGCCAAGAGGGCAGGCGUGCUCCAUUGCAACAUUUCCCCGGAAAACAUUACUUGGCGCGAAAAGGACACAUUUGUCAUAGGCUGGGGAUGCGCAAGGAUUCUGCCCGACAUACCGGAGGCUGUGUUGAAGCGUGUUGGCGAGUCGUGGGACAUUGUCAUUGACGAGCUGUUGUAUACUGAAAGCAAAUGCAAUCAGGGUACGGGCACGGAAUGCUUCAAAAGCGUUCGGGUGCUAGAUGGGCAUGUUAAGCGCAGAACUUUAGACGACAUUGAGUCUCUGCUCUACAUCAUGCUAACUGGCUUUUUAUACAUCGGUCCAAAAAGAAUCAACAUGCGGGCGCCGAUAUACCAGGGAAUCUUUGCAGGACUAUCAGCAUUGGCAAAAGUCGGAAUGGUGUCUAUCGACAAUAGCUACCCUGGGUGCCUUGGCGUCAAUGAUUCCUGCUUUAACACUGUCCUUAAUCUGUUGAAUCCACUUUGCAAGCUCCUAUUUUACAAUGAUGGUUUUUUUAUUGGUGGGAAGUUUUUGAGCCGCUACGAGGAUGUACGUACCAUUAGCGACAAUCAAAUAUUGUCUCUUUAUGGCGCUGCGGACAAUGAGGACAAGAACAACGACAAUGUGGACGAUAUUGAUGACGACGGAGACGAUGGCGACAAAGCAAAUUGUGACGGGGACAAUGGCGGUGAUGAGGACGAUAAUGAUGGGCACAACAAUAAUGAUGAUUGUGCCAGUUCAAAGCUCACUGUUGCGUCCGUUGUCAAACCAACAGCUCAGUCUGCAACUACAACAACAGGCACCACAAAGCCCGCCGCUUGCGAAACCCCAGCAGCCACUGCAGAUUCGACGAGUGAAUCUCUGAUGGAACAGCUGCCGACCCAACCCCGUCUUGUGAAUCUUCGCCAACGCAUUCUUCCGAGCGACUACCACUACCGGCUUUAA